UGUCCAAAUCUCUGCCAUUUUUGCCGAAUUCGAAGCAUUCCUAUCCUCUCCGUUUUAUUCGCAGACUCGCGUUGUGCAUCUCAGCUGUAGAUUGUAACUUAGGGUUCUCUAUUCAUUUGUAUCUCAAGUUACUGAUUGCUGUAAUGCUCUGGUUCCCUAUAACCAGGAUUUGUUGUUAUUUCAAUCGAUUUUGCCAAUUAGAUUGGUUUUAGAGAAAGUUUCCUUCGAUUCCUGUAUUUGUAUAGUUCUUAAGAUGGAGAAUUCGCGUAGACCGUUUGAUAGAUCCAGAGAUCCAGGCCCGAUGAAGAAACCAAGGCUCAACGAGGAAUUAAUCCGGCCGGUAAACUCGAACGCGCGGCAGUUUUCGUCGCAGAGAACGCUCAGUACGGCGGUGGCAGCACCACCUGCGUCGUCAAGAUUUCGAGCCGGUGGCAGAGAAACGGAGAGUAAUAUUGCCAGUGAUCCGAGCCGCGAGGCUUACCAGCCACAGCCUGUUCAUCCACAUUACGAGCUUGUGAACCAGUAUAAGUCGGCACUAUCCGAGCUCACUUUCAAUUCGAAGCCAAUAAUUACGAACCUCACAAUAAUUGCUGGAGAGAAUGUUCAUGCUGCCAAGGCCGUUGUAGCCACCAUUUGCAACAACAUCCUCGAGGUACCAAGCGAUCAGAAGCUGCCAACAUUGUACCUGUUAGACAGCAUUGUGAAGAACAUUGGAAGGGAUUACAUUAAGUACUUUGCUGCUAGGCUGCCAGAGGUAUUUGUUAAGGCUUACAGACAAGUUGACCCUCCUAUGCAUUCUAACAUGAGGCAUCUCUUUGGAACCUGGAAAGGAGUCUUUCAUCCGCAAACACUUCAGCUUAUUGAGAAAGAACUUGGCUUUAAUGCUAGAAGUGAUGGCUCAGCAGCUGCUGUUACCACAGGCAGAGCUGAUCCGCAAUCUCAGCGCCCACCACAUAGCAUCCAUGUGAAUCCUAAGUAUUUAGAAAGGCAACGCCUUCAACAGUCGGGACGGACAAAAGUAAUGGUUACUGAUGUGCCGGAGAUCUCCAAUUUGACUAGGGAUUCAGAUAGACUGGAGAGAGUUUCAAGCAUAUCAUCUGGAGGCUCGUGGGCAGGUCCAGCUAAAGUAAAUACCAUUCGACGUCCUCAAAGAGACUCACUUAGUGAACCCCUCUAUGAGAAAGAUGUCGCGUCAAUAGCAGGGGAAUAUGAUUAUGCUUCUGAUCUACCGCAUAAUUCUAGAUCCGUGAUCAAGAAAGUUGGUUCAAGGGUUACUGAUGACGGGUGUGAGAAGCAAUGGUACGAAGAUAUGAGCAGGGGUCCUGAUCUGAUUUCUGACCAGAGGGAUGAGUUACAUACCAAAAGCAGAAUUUCCGACUACGCUACUGCGAGACUAGAAAAUUCGGAAUCAAGUGGUCCCAGUAGAAAUAUAGGUGUGCCUUAUGAUAGUUGGAAAAACUCUGAGGAAGAAGAGUUUAUGUGGGACCUGCACUCAAGGUUAUCCGAAACAGAUGUAGCCACUAUCAACCCAAAGAAUGAGCUUCAGGCACCAGAUGAAUCAGAGAGACUGGAAUCUGAAAAUCACCUCUUAAAACGACCAAGGUUUCCAGCUCUCGACUCAAGGUUUGAUCCGGCGACCUCGAUAAAUUCAUAUUCCUGCGAGCAAAAAGAUCCAAAUGUUUUUGGCCGCUGGACGUCUUCUCCUAGGUCUUUGCAUGAUUCAGAAGUUUUUCCUUCCAUUGGUACAACCUCUAAUGCAGCUAGAAAGGGAAUUCAGCCUCAAUCUAGGGUUGCCAGCUCUGGAAUUUUGCCAGGAACUGUGUCAGAUAGACAAUCCCCUUUACAUGAUUCAACUUCGAAACAGAAUGUGACUAAGCAAGAUUGUAGAAGAGCUCACUCCCUCCCUCAACGUGAUCCUAGGGCUUCCCGGUUUCCUGCAAAGUCUCAAAGUGUCCCCAGGGAUGACUCUGGACGGCCCCUAUCUUCAAGUACUUCAAGUAGUCAGUUGAAAAACACAAAUACGCUUCAACUACCUGAUGCAUCUCAAGUGGAAAAGUUUGACUCUAAGCCAACAGCUAAAAAUGCCCGAGGCCAUACUAUUGCUCCAGAAACUACUGGACAACCAAACAUGGCUGACUUGCUGGAAGCUGUAAUGAAGAGUGGAAUCCUUUCUAAUAACUCAACUUGUGGUGCGAUCAAGGAAGAGAGUUCUCAAAAUGAGGUUAACCCAAUGGCACCAAUCCUGUCAGCAGCCUUUAAGUCUAAGACUUUGCCACCAUCAUUGCCAAUUCCAGUGGCUGGUGACAAUUUAUUAGCUCGUUUAAAAGUUGAACAAUCCUCCGCACCACUUGGUUCGUGCGCAGUGUCUCUUGCUAGUGUCACAUCAGCACAGACAUCAAAAGAGAAUAGUAAGGCCUCAGAUCCUCUGUCGUGCCUCUUGAGCUCCUUAGUUUCACAGGGCUUGAUAUCUGCUUCAAAGAAGGAGCUGCCAUCUCUCGUACAAUGUGUAGCUCCUUUCAUAACACAGGAUCAUAGUCCUGAUCAUUCUACCAACAGCUCUACGUCUGUAUCUGUGGUUCCAUCAGAUGCUCAACCAUUGGCUUUGGUGAAGAAGGGUCAAUCCAGUGCCCCGAAGGUAGCACCAGUGGAAACAGCAAAACUGGAACCAGAAAACCUAAUAGGAUUGAAGUUUAGGGCAGACAAAAUCCGUGAACUUCACCCCUCGGUGAUUAGUAGUCUCUUUGAUGACCUUCCUCAUCUCUGCAGCUCCUGUGGCGUUCGCCUUAAACAAAAGGAAGAGCUUGACAGACACAUGCAGCUGCACGAUAAGAAGAAGCUUAAGUUAAGUGGCACAGACAGUAAAAGUAGGUUUUGGUUUCCAAAGGCUGAUGACUGGAUAGCAGGAGGAGCUGGAGAGCUAGAACCUGAAGAUGAGGAAGUUCUGAGUGAACCUGAAGAUGAGGAAGUUCUGAGUGAACCUGAGAGUGCUGUUGAGGAUGGUCCAGGCGUAGCUGCUGAUGAGGACCAAUGCGCAUGUAUAUUAUGCGGAGAAAUAUUUGAGGAAUAUUUCGGUCAAGAAACGGGUCAAUGGAUGUUCAAGGGGGCUUCUUACCUGACCAUUCCUCUAGCCAACAGUGAGACCAAUGGUCCGAUCGUACAUGCAGUUUGCUUGACCAAGAAUUCGUUGCAGAGCUUGGAAGUUGGAAAUGCAAUCAAGCAGGAAACUUGUUUCUCUUAGUCAUAUCAAAUAAUUAGUGUAUUUUAUUAAGGAUAAUAAUUAUUGCUCCCAUAUCAAAUUAUAUAUUUGCCUCCAUUUUUGUUUAGUUACUUAAUUUGAUCGAUUUUUUUCUAUACAAUUGAGUUAAUUUG
Messenger RNA from Eutrema salsugineum, 3369 nucleotides. Its product is annotated as polyadenylation and cleavage factor homolog 4. Gene Ontology annotation, biological process: termination of RNA polymerase II transcription. Gene Ontology annotation, molecular function: mRNA binding; RNA polymerase II complex binding. The record is from RefSeq and is a predicted model, not a curated record. The coding region runs from base 254 to 3238 and encodes 994 amino acids. Gene Ontology annotation, cellular component: mRNA cleavage factor complex; cytoplasm. NCBI's taxonomy places the organism in Eukaryota, Viridiplantae, Streptophyta, Magnoliopsida, Brassicales, Brassicaceae. The transcript has 6 exons.